GCAUGUUGGUCUUCAUUAGUCUGUAGAAGAAUGUUGUCAGAGGAUGUCAGUAGAGUUUGCUGAUGUUAGAUCUCCUAUGCCUAGCCGACAACCUGAACCUCCUCCGCCUGGCCCAGCACAUGUAUCUCCCUCUCCACGUGCCCCACGGGGAGUAGGGAGAUAUAUUCCGCCGCGACCAUUAAGUUCGAAGAAUAAUCCUAGGAAGUUCUCUGCUCAGGGUUGUGGCGUUAAUGAUACGGUUUGUGGGAGUCCUUGAAUCAUUUUAUCAACCUUACAAAAAACACAACACACUCUGCAGCUACCUAAUAAAAACCACAGUUCCAUUAUUUUGUCAAUUAGAAUUGCACAUUUUUCUGUUUUCCUUUUACUCUUUAAAAGGGAAAUAAAAAUAAAAAAUCUUUUUUGUG
Molecule: messenger RNA, 407 nt
Organism: Rubroshorea leprosula
Lineage: Eukaryota; Viridiplantae; Streptophyta; Magnoliopsida; Malvales; Dipterocarpaceae
Source: the annotation of a GenBank genome assembly